Molecule: messenger RNA, 447 nt
Organism: Histoplasma mississippiense
Lineage: Eukaryota; Fungi; Ascomycota; Eurotiomycetes; Onygenales; Ajellomycetaceae
Exons: 3
Coding region: 1-447 (148 amino acids)
Source: RefSeq, a predicted model, not a curated record
AUGGCUACGCCCAGAGGUAGUUGGUACGGGGUACAUGUACAGGUAGAGUGCAAAUUUGCCGAGUUCGUGCUGAAAGAGGCAUAUUGGGGCACAGUGAAGGAACCUGUGCUGCCUGCAAUGUUUACCAGUGUCAGAGUUGCUAGGAACAUCAGAAAGCACUCCGGAGGGCACGAGGGGAAGGAUUUCCAGGUCCUUGGAAUUUCAUUCUGUAUAAUUGAGUUGUGGGGUGUUCUGUCGGAUGAGAGAGGCGUCUCUGGCGUUUUCUGGUUCUGGGGACUGCGAUGCAAACCAGUCGGCAUGAAAUCCAAUGAUGAGAAUUACGAUAAUAAGAAUUUCCCGCGUGUCUGUGGUUGUGGAUACACACACGGACGCCAUGCUGCAGGUCACCCAAUAACAUGGAUGGCAAUGGAACAUGUCCUUUCGACAAAGGCCUGGGGCCAGGAGUAA